This is a messenger RNA of Myripristis murdjan (pinecone soldierfish), 5733 nucleotides long. RefSeq names its product eph receptor A4, like (gene epha4l). The transcript has 17 exons. NCBI's taxonomy places the organism in Eukaryota, Metazoa, Chordata, Actinopteri, Holocentriformes, Holocentridae. Gene Ontology annotation, molecular function: transmembrane-ephrin receptor activity; ATP binding; protein binding. The record is from RefSeq and is a predicted model, not a curated record. Gene Ontology annotation, cellular component: plasma membrane; dendrite. Gene Ontology annotation, biological process: protein phosphorylation; axon guidance; ephrin receptor signaling pathway. Bases 94 to 3177 code for a protein of 1027 amino acids.
AGAGAGAGAGAGAGAGAGAGAGAGAGAGAGAGAGAGCAGGACCUACAAGAGCAACGAAAGAAAAGAGGAAAGAAAAACGGGGCAACGACACAAAUGGCACUCAUGGCAGGGAUUUUGUUUACGGUCACCUCUUUUCUGCUUGGGAUUUCUACAUUUGUUUCGCCGGCACGGAUAUACCCCCCAAAUGAAGUCACGUUACUGGACUCCAGAGCUGUACAGGGGGAGCUGGGCUGGGUCGCGAACCCGACAGAAGGAGGGUGGGAGGAGGUGAGCAUUAUGGAUGAGAAGAACAUUCCCAUCCGGACGUACCAGGUGUGUAACGUCAUGGAGCCCAACCAGAACAACUGGCUCCGCACCGACUGGAUUCCCCGCGGUGGCGCCCAGCGUGUCUACAUCGAGAUCAAGUUCACCCUGCGAGACUGCAACAGCCUGCCGGGGGUCAUGGGAACCUGCAAGGAAACCUUUAACCUUUACUACUACGAGUCCAACAACGACAAAGAGCGCUACAUCCGCGAGAACCAGUUCGGCAAGAUCGACACCGUCGCCGCUGACGAGAGCUUCACGCAGGUGGACAUUGGCGAUCGCAUCAUGAAGCUGAACACGGAGGUCCGGGAUGUGGGCGCCUUGACCCGGAAGGGCUUCUACUUGGCCUUCCAGGAUGUUGGAGCGUGCAUCGCGCUGGUCUCCGUCAGGGUCUUCUACAAGAAAUGUCCUUUAUCGGUGCGGAACUUGGCCCAGUUUCCCGACACCAUCACCGGGGCCGAUACCUCCUCGCUUGUGGAGGUGCGUGGCUCAUGCGUGGAUAAUUCAGAGGAGAAGGAGGUUCCCAAGAUGUACUGCGGGGCAGACGGAGAGUGGCUGGUGCCCAUUGGGAACUGCCUGUGCAAUCCUGGAUACGAGGAACGCAAUGCGGAAUGCCAAGCUUGCAAGAUUGGCUACUACCGCGCCUUGGCAACGGAUGGCUCCUGCUCAAAAUGCCCCCUCCAUAGUUACUCGGUCAGAGAGGGAUCCACCUCCUGCGCCUGUGAUAAAGGAUACUUCCGCUCUGAGACCGACCCGGCAUCCAUGCCGUGCACCCGCCCGCCGUCCGCACCGCUUAAUCUCAUCUCCAACGUGAACGAGACCUCCGUCAACCUGGAGUGGAGCGCCCCCUUGAGCUCCGGAGGACGCCAGGACCUCACCUACAACGUGGUGUGUAAGCGCUGCGGGCCCGAGGGCCGGCGCUGCCAGCCCUGCGGGAACGGCAUCCACUUCAGCCCCCAGCAGCUGAGCCUGAAGGGAACCCGCGUGUCCAUCAACGACCUGCAGGCCCACACCAACUACACCUUCGAGAUCUGGGCGGUGAACGGCGUGUCGCCCCAGAGCCCUGGGCCGGAGCAGGCCGUGUCGGUGACCGUCACCACCAACCAAGCCGCUCCCUCUCCAGUGACGACCAUCCAAGCGAAGGACAUCACACGACACACCAUCUCCCUGGCCUGGCAGCAGCCGGAGAGGGCCAACGGUGUCAUUCUGGAGUAUGAGGUGAAAUACUAUGAGAAGGACCAGAAUGAGCGGAGCUACAGGAUCAUCAAAACGUCUUCCAGGAACGCCGACAUCAAGGGCCUCACCCCGCUCACCUCCUACGUGUUCCACGUGCGCGCCCGCACGGCGGCCGGAUACGGGGAGUUCAGCAACCCGUUCGAGUUCAUGACCAACUCCGUGCCCGCUCCUAUUAUUGGCGAUGGGGCCAACUCGACAGUGUUACUGGUGUCCGUGGUGGGCAGUGUGGUCCUGCUCGUCAUCCUCAUCAGCGCUUUCGUCAUUAGCCGAAGAAGGAGUAAAUACAGCAAGGCCAAGCAGGACUCUGACGAGGAGAAGCACUUGCAUCAAGGAGUGAGGAUAUACGUUGAUCCCUUUACCUAUGAGGACCCAAACCAAGCUGUCCGUGAAUUUGCCAAAGAGAUCGACGCCUCCUGUAUCAAGAUUGAAAAAGUUAUUGGAAUCGGGGAGUUCGGCGAGGUGUGCAGCGGCCGCCUGAAGAUGCCGGGGAAGAGAGAGAUCUGUGUGGCCAUCAAGACGCUGAAGGCCGGCUACACCGAUAAGCAGAGGCGGGAUUUCCUGUCCGAGGCCAGCAUCAUGGGCCAGUUCGACCACCCAAACAUCAUUCACCUGGAGGGCGUGGUCACCAAAUGUAAGCCAGUGAUGAUUAUCACAGAGUACAUGGAGAACGGAUCGCUGGAUGCAUUCCUGAGGAAAAAUGACGGUCGCUUCACGGUCAUUCAGCUGGUCGGCAUCCUGCGCGGCAUCGCGUCGGGCAUGAAGUACCUGUCAGACAUGAGCUACGUUCAUCGCGACCUGGCGGCACGCAACAUCCUGGUCAACAGCAACCUGGUGUGUAAGGUGUCCGACUUCGGCAUGUCGCGCGUCCUGGAGGACGACCCGGAGGCUGCCUACACCACUAGGGUGAGUGUGUGUGUGUGUGUGAGAGUGUGGGUGCUAUUGAGUGGUCUGUCUACGUGUCACCUUUCUUGUCUGCUUUGUCAGCUUUCAUUUGCUCAUGUUGCGUGUCAAUUACAGGGAGGGAAGAUCCCCAUCCGCUGGACGGCCCCGGAGGCCAUCGCCUACAGGAAGUUCACCUCAGCCAGCGACGUGUGGAGCUACGGCAUCGUCAUGUGGGAAGUGAUGUCAUAUGGCGAGCGGCCAUACUGGGAUAUGAGCAACCAGGAUGUGAUCAAGGCUAUUGAUGAGGGCUACCGGCUGCCCCCGCCCAUGGACUGCCCUGUGGCCCUGCACCAGCUCAUGCUGGACUGCUGGCAGAGAGAGAGGGCCGACCGGCCUAAGUUUGGGCAGAUCGUCAACAUGCUGGACAAGCUGAUCCGUAAUCCCAACACCCUGAAGAGGACCGGGGGAGAAACUGCUGUCAGGCCCAACACCACCCUGCUGGAGCCGGCCAGUCCCGAGGCGUCCUCGGCCGUGGGCUCAGUGGAGGACUGGCUGCAGGCCAUCGGCAUGGAGAGAUACAGCGACAAUUUCACCGCCGCCGGCUACACCACCCCAGAGGCCGUGGUCCACAUGACACAGGAAGACAUGGCUCGCAUCGGCAUCUCCUCGGCGGCGCACCAGAACAAGAUCCUGACCAGCGUCCAGGGAAUGCUGUCCCAAAUGCAACAGAUGCAAGGCAGAAUGGUUCCCGUCUGAGAGGUUUAAACAAAGAAAAAAAUGAAAGGAUAAAGAAGCGAACCGACUUCAUUUCUUAAGACAAAAAAACAAAUAAAUAACAAAAAAAAAAGAUUAAAUAUAAAAAAAAGAGACAAAUAAACUAUGAAGAAAUAGUUUACCUCAUCCAUGCACUUUAAAUUGGAUCUAAACGAAAAAGAAGACGACGAAGAAGAAAAAAGUGGUGAAAAUGGCACUUUUUUUUUAAUCAGACUUUUACCUUUUGCCCUUUUUUUUGUUAUUGUUGUGGAACGGGAUACUUCUGUCUGCGGCGUUUAGGGAUAGAUGGACGGACGGAUGGAGAAGUGCUUCCGAGAGGCCAAUCUGGAGUGCCUUCAACGGUCUGGAAGGAACAAUGAAGGAGGGGAAUCCUACCUUAUUUCCCUCCUCCUGGGCAGAGUGUUUGUUUCUGGAACUUUUCUUUCUGGAAUAAUCCGCGGAGCAGACUUUUUUGAUUUCCUGUGACUGUGUUUAUUGUAUAUGAAUUGUUUCUGUGGGACUCGCAGGCCGCCCCGGCCGACAUUGUUCUCUCUCAGCUGGAUCUGUUUGAUAUCCGACAGACGCAAUGGUGGAUCCCGGCCGUCAGAUAAAAAACAGUGAAUCUCUGAGAGGUUGAGGGUUGGCUUCCAGGGGGAGAUAGCCGUGCAGGGAGGGCUUAUUUUGAGGAGGUUCUUGUGUUUUUGCUCUGUUCUGGCCUUGUUUUUUUCCCAGAACGGUGUGUUUUGUUGCCCUCAGGACGUUGCCAAGAAUGUCUUUGAUCUUCCAGAGGAGCGCUCCCACCCCCUCCGCCCCCGUCCUCCGCAAAAUGCCCUCCCGCAACUCCCCAAAACAUUCGAUUUGGAUGCUUUCAUUCAUCUUCCCAUCUGAAUCAAAGCCCCCCCCGCCACCCCCCCUUCACAACCUACCAACUGUUCCUCACUGCUUUUGAUGGACAGCUGUUUGGACCGGUUGAGUCGGCUUCCUAAAAAUGGGAGACCGAAGGAGGCUACUGCGAGGAUUUAUCAGGACAAAAGGAAGCAACAAAGGCUAUACGGAUAUGUGAUAAAUCAGCGUCAUCAGCGUCACCAUCAUCGGCAUGAGGAAGAACAGGAGAAUACCUGGAGGAUAUCGCUCAGACCAUCAUCAAGCUGCUGCCGUCCGUCAUAAACAAGAUCCUGGGCUCGCUCGCCACGACCAAAAUUCCUCCUCCUCCUCCUCCUCCUCUUCUUCCUGGUCUUCCUCAACAGCCCCCUCUCCUCGGCCCCCGCCCCGCUUGGAGUCUCUUCCAACACUGACAUGACAAAUCCAUCUCCACGCGUCUGGGAGACGUUGGCCGCCACCGUCUCACCGCGUCAACCUGACAAACUAGCCGCUAUGUGCUGCGGCGGCCAUCCAACAGCUUACAGGAAACACUUUGAAUGAUUUAACAGCAUAAAAAAAAGACAUUAAAAAGAAUGUAAUAUAAUCUAGAAGCCCUGCUCCAGCGGAUAAUGUACUUGUAUUUUUUGGAUUUUUUUUUUUUUUUUCGCUUUUUGUUUCUUUUUUUUUUCCUUUCUGUUUGCAUGUAUAGAAAAAAAAUAUUUUGGUUUGCGUGUGCGAAUGUGUCUCGAGUGUGCACGGCGUGUGUGUGUGAAUGCGUGCGAGUUUAACUGUAUGACUGACAAUGUCUUCGAAGUACUAUCAGUAACGUGUCUGUUUUCAUGCCACUGUGGAGGAGGACACUACAGAGUUGUGUUGUUUUUGAUAUGAAAAAAAAAAAAAAAAGAGAAACCCUGGACUUUUUUGCUUUUGUGUCGUCUUAAAACGAUGUAAGGUGUGUUGCUCCCAUUGUGCAAGCUCUACUCGGCAACAGCAUUUAUUAAACAGCUUUCUGGAACGCAACCCAUCUCUGCUUUGGCACUACCAGUGGGCUGUAAAUGGACACACGGAGACGAGUGUGACAAAAACGCCUCCCGCCCGUACAGACACACACAGAGCAGACUACGAGUUUGGAUUCUCCGAGUUCAUGUAAAGUCAAGGUGGAAAUGGUGGAACCAUCUCUCUAUAUGUGGAAAAGGGGACAGUUUAAAAUGACGCGCCUGUGUACACUGCAAAGGAUUAGAGAAGUGGGGAUACAGGUUUUAAGAAGGGAAUAUAAUUGUUUGUUAUUAUUUUUUUUCCCCCCAUAACACACCCUCCAACUGCAGAUUGCAUCGAAUGGACUAUAUUAAUUUUCUUUUCUUUUCAACUCUCCUUAUGUGAAUGUUUCUGAACUCACAAGUGAUGCUUCACAUACUACAACAAACAAACACCUCCGUCCUUAAUGCCAGCUCUACUGCUCUUUUCUUUUGGCAGUGUUUUUGUUUUUUCUGAGGGGUUUUAUCUAUCGAAAAAAAAAAAGGACCUGUUUGGAAAUAUGCAAGACAUGUUGGGAAGGAGAAGGAAACCAGAAUGUACUGUAAAAUACUUAUUUCCUUUACUUAAAUGUUGGACAAUUUGAAAAGAAAAAAAAAACAAGAAAAAAAAAAAAACUUAACAAAACUCAAGAGUUAAUGUUUGUCAUUGUAUGCCUUCCGAUGC